Cydia amplana is the source of this 2688-nucleotide messenger RNA. RefSeq lists its product as uncharacterized. The coding region runs from base 15 to 2669 and encodes 884 amino acids. The transcript has 17 exons. The record is from RefSeq and is a predicted model, not a curated record. Lineage: Eukaryota; Metazoa; Arthropoda; Insecta; Lepidoptera; Tortricidae. Gene Ontology annotation, biological process: proteolysis. Gene Ontology annotation, molecular function: serine-type carboxypeptidase activity.
GUGUCGCUAAAGUAAUGGACAUGUUGUCACAGUGGUUGAUUAUUUCGGCUUCGUUAUGUUGUCUAGUAAAUGGUCAGUUCGGGCCGUUCAGGCAAGACUCGGGCUAUGUGACUGUGAGACAGGGUGCUCAUAUGUUCUAUUGGCUGUUCUACACGACCGCCGAUGUGUCCAGCCACACUGACCGACCGCUGGUAGUUUGGCUGCAAGGAGGCCCUGGAGGCUCGUCCACCGGCAUCGGCAACUUCGAAAUAUUAGGUCCGCUUGAUUUAUCACUGCAGGAGAGAAAUUACACUUGGGUAAAGAAUUUUAAUGUUCUUUUCAUUGACAAUCCUGUAGGCACCGGUUACAGCUAUGUUGACGACUGGAGUUACCUCACGACGACUAAUGAUGAAAUUGCUGUGGACUUUGUAAACCUCAUGAGAGGUUUUUAUGAGGCGCAUUCCGCAUUCGAGGGAGUGCCGCUGUACAUUUAUGGACAGUCGUAUGGUGGGAAAAUGGCAGUUGAUAUGGGCAUUCGUAUGCAUGAAGCAGAGCAGGCAGGAACAAUUAGGUCCAAUUUAAGAGGCAUUGCGAUGGGCAAUGCAUGGAUUCACCCGGUAGACUUGACGCUCACAUGGGGUCCCUUGCUCCUGGCUGCGGGGUUGGUCGAUGAGGCCGGUUACCAGAACAUACAGGAGGCCGCGAGGCAGGCCGAGAGGCUGUUCGACGAAGGUCUCUACGUGGAGUCCACGGCCGCGUGGGCUGCCACGCAAACACAGGUGUUCCGAGCGGCCCACAAUGUCGACUUCUACAAUAUACUGACAAAAACUCGAGGCCUCGGACCAGACACCAGGACCGAUUAUGAAAUCGCCAGAGAACUCAUGAUCCGCGACAUGUCCUACUCCGCAAUGAGCCGCCAGGAGGAGUACGACCUGGCCUACCUGAUGAACGGGCCCGUGAAGGAGGCGCUCGGCAUACCGGCCCAUGUGCGCUGGGGCUCGCAGUCCAACACGGUGUUCAACCAGCUGCGGGGGGACUUCAUGAAACCAGUCACCGAAGGGAUUGAAAAACUAUUAAACGAGACUGACAUCAUUGUUCAAAAGUAUAAUGGGAACCUGGAUUUGAUCUGCGAUACUCCUGGCCAACUGCUGUGGAUGGAUCGCUUGCAAUGGGCCGGCGCCGAGGCCUACCGCAACACGCCCCGGCAGCCUAUCUGGGAGAACAACCGGCUUGAGGGCUACUCCAAGUCCUACGGGAACCUGAGGUUCUUCUGGAUAAACGUGGCGGGCCACAGUGCCCAAUCUUCAGACUGCAACUUAUACGAGCCGGUUCGGUUUUGUAUACCGAACAGUAAAAUGGUUAAAAAAGCAGUUGUUAUUUCUGUGACGGCAGGAGUAGUGAUUGCGGGAGGUCUGGCUGUACUUAUUUGGUGGCUUGUAGCGGGCCGCGAUCCCUUCAGAACCGUACAGCUUAACAACCAAGCUAUAGGAAAUGUGGAAGGCACAGCCGCCCUGACCAGGAUCCGGGGCUCCGGCGACAUGUUCUGGUGGUUCUUCCCCGCCCACGACGAGACGCCGACCUCGAAACCCAUCAUCCUGUGGCUGGACGGAGUAACGGGAGUCUCGCCCAGUCUACUAGCGAAUUUUGGGAUGUUUGGCCCUUACGAUUUUAAUUUGAACGAACGGAAUAAUUCUUGGGUUGACCAAUACAACCUAUUAUUCGUGGACGCACCCAUAGGCACCGGCUUCAGCGCACCGCAAUCAGACAGCACAAUUCCAGAUAGUCUCGAUGAAAACGUUGAUCAUUUGGUGUUUACUUUGGAAUCAUUUUAUGAACUGCAUGAAGGUUUCAACAAUGCACCUCUUUACAUUUUCGGGCAAGGACAUGGAUCGAAGUUAGCUUUGGCUCUCACCACGCGAUUGCUGGAAGACAAUGAGCUUUCACGUAAUUUAGAAGCCAUUGCACUCGGCAAUGGGAUCGUUUCCCCGGCCCUCGCCCUGACGAAACUCAGUUUCUAUCUAUGGGAGCUCGGCUACGUCGACGAAGACGGGCGCACCGCUAUUGAUAACUUCUCAAACGAAACGAACGAUUUAGUCGACAACGGACAACUAGGAGCUGCCUUUGAUCACUUUUUGUCACUGGGAGAAUACACAAACGAGAACGCUGGAGCAGUGGCAGUCAAUUUGGGACAUAUUGUUGAAAAACUAACACGUGACGCUCGGCAAGGAUACUUCGGACAACCUAAUUACCUAGACAAUGUGAUCGGACUGGACUCUUUCCGGUUUAUGGAUGAGACCGUGGCGCCUGCCCUGGGGAUCAGUAGCUCCUACGCGGCCCACCAGGACGCCGCAGUCCGGGCUUUCAGAACCUCCUUUAUGGAAUCGGAUAUCGAAAAAAUUGAAUACAUUCUCGAAAACACGAGUCUCAAAGUGACUAUUUACAACGGCAACUUGGACGCGGUGUCCAACACUCCAGGUCAACUCGAGUGGGUAAAUGCCUUGCGAUGGUCAGGGCAGCAGAGCUUCCUAGCCAGUCCCCGCUCGACUCUCAUAGUCAACGGCCUGGUGCAGGGUUACUUCCGAGAGACUGAGCGACUGAGCUUCUAUUGGGUGAACGCGGCUGGGCAAUCGGUACCCCUUGACAGUCCUGACGCCAUGCGACGUAUCUUAGACAGAAUAACCGGGAGUUGAUUUCGUCAAAAAAUAAAAA